This is a messenger RNA of Penicillium psychrosexuale, 1722 nucleotides long. Its product is annotated as NAD-dependent malic enzyme. Gene Ontology annotation, molecular function: malate dehydrogenase (decarboxylating) (NAD+) activity; NAD binding. Gene Ontology annotation, cellular component: mitochondrion. The transcript is spliced from 8 exons. Gene Ontology annotation, biological process: malate metabolic process; pyruvate metabolic process. The coding region runs from base 1 to 1722 and encodes 573 amino acids. Lineage: Eukaryota; Fungi; Ascomycota; Eurotiomycetes; Eurotiales; Aspergillaceae. The record is from RefSeq and is a predicted model, not a curated record.
AUGUCCGACUCCAGCUCCAAAUUCCGCGAUCUACCCCGCGCCCCGGGGCCCGUGAUUUGCCCAUACAAGGGAAACCAUGUCCUCCAUGGAUCCAAAUAUAACAAAGGCUCGGCCUUCCCAGACCAUGAGCGGUCGACAUUCAAGCUCCACAGUCUCCUCCCGCCGAACAUCCAGACAUUGGAUGAGCAAGUUCAGCGCGCUUAUGAGCAGUAUCAAAGCAGAGCAGGCGACCUAGCCAAGAAUACCUUCCUGGCUAGCAUGAAGGCUCAGAAUGAUGUGCUGUACUAUAAGCUCGUGCAAACCAAUCUCAAGGAGAUGUUCAGCGUGAUUUACACGCCUACUGAGGGAGAUGCGAUUCAGAAUUACUCGCGAUUGUUCAGAAAGCCUGAAGGGUGUUUCUUGAAUAUCAAUGACCAGGAUAACUUUGAUGAGUAUCUCUCUGGGUUUGGAACUGAGGAGGAUGUUGACUAUAUUGUCGUCAGUGAUGGGGAAGAGAUUUUGGGCAUUGGGGACCAAGGUGUGGGUGCAAUUCUCAUAUCGGUUGCCAAACUGGCUAUUACCACGCUCUGUGCUGGAAUCCAUCCUUCGCGCCAGCUUCCUGUUGUACUAGAUUGCGGUACAAAUAAUGAGGAGUUGCUCGAUGACAAACUGUAUCUCGGCCUCCGACAGCGCCGGGUCAGAGGAGAGAAGUACGAUGAGUUUGUGGACAGAUUUGUCGCGGCUGCCCGCAAACGAUUCCCCAAGGCUUACAUCCACUUCGAGGAUUUCGGUCUGGAUAAUGCUCGAAGGAUACUCGAUAGAUAUAAGUCAAAGAUACCCUGUUUCAAUGAUGACAUCCAGGGCACAGGAUGUGUCACAUUGGCCGCCAUGUUGGCUGGCCUUGAAGUCAGCAAAGUCAAUCUGGAGGAUGUACGAGUAGUGAUCUUCGGCUCGGGAACGGCUGGUACCGGCAUUGCCGACCAGGUUUCAGAUACCAUCGCCACUAAGACAGGAAAGUCGAAGGACGAAGCAUCAAAGCAGAUCUGGUGCAUUGACAAGCCCGGUCUCCUUAUGAAGUCCAUGGGUGAUAAGUUGACCGAAGGCCAGAAACCUUUCGCACGGAACGACGAUGGGUGGUCGGACAGUGAUCGAGAUCUUCUGUCGGUCGUCAAAAAGGUUCGCCCCCAUGUGCUUAUCGGGACCUCAACCAAGCCCGGAGCAUUCACCGAAGAUGUCAUCCGUGCGAUGGCCGAGCACGUAGAACGACCGAUUAUCUUCCCGCUGAGCAAUCCGACACGACUCCACGAGGCGAAGCCGGUUGAUCUCUAUAAAUGGACCGACGGGCGAGCCCUCGUUGCCACGGGUAGUCCAUUCCCGCCAGUCGCCCAUGACGGCACGCAAUUUGAAAUCGCGGAAUGCAACAACUCAACCUGCUUCCCAGGUAUUGGUCUGGGAGCAGUCCUCUCGCAGUGCCGUCUUGUGUCCAAGAAGAUGCUAGUCGCUGCCGUCGAGGCACUCAAGGCACGGUCACCGGCCCUACAAGACUCUAUGAAGCCGUUGCUACCCGAUGUAGAAGAUGUGCGCGAAAUCAGCGUGGAUAUUGCCACCGCCGUGAUUUUGUGUGCUGCGGAGGAGGGCCUGGCACAGGCAGAGGGCAUCCCUACCACUGAAUCGGAGCUACGAGAGUGGAUUCGAAUUCAGAUGUGGGAGGCUGAGUAUCGGCCUCUGGUCUAUAAGGAGUAA